GUCGUCGGCCAGCGGGGUCUUGUGUGUGCCAUAUCUGUGCCGACCAGGCGAAGUAUGUAGGGGGGAUACGGCUCCGUUAUGGAAGGAAAUAAAGAAGAAAGCAAGCGUUGUAUUCAACUGGCACAAACGUACAUUGCACAGGGACACAAAGAAAAGGCGCUCAAGUUUCUUCGAAAAGCAGAACACCUGUACCCAUCAAAACUCGCUAAAGACCUCAUAGAACAGCUCCAAAAGCUUAACGGCACGACAAGCUGCGAUAGCAGCACACAAGGAAACAACCACCACAAUUCGCGCAGUGCGUCUCCUCAGGGGCCGCCUGGUUCACCAGGGGCACGGCAUCGAGCUCGGCCUGUGGGACGUGACACUUCUGAAGAGCGCCGAGCAAUAGAUUAUACCAAGGAGCAGCUGGAGGCAGUUCGAAGAACGAAGUUGUGCAAAGACUACUACGAGGUGCUCUGUGUGAAUCGGGAUGCAGAUGAUGAGUUGCUCAAGAAGCAGUACCGUAAGCUGGCACUACAGGUGCACCCCGACAAAAACAAGGCUCCUGGAGCAGGAGAUGCCUUUAAGGCGAUUGGAAAUGCCUAUGCUGUGCUCAGUGACCCUGAGAAGCGGAAGCUGUACGACAUGAAUGGCAACCGACCACCUCAGCAGCAGAGCUAUACUGGUGACAGCUAUGACUACAGCCGGGGCUUUGAAGGAGACAUAUCUCCAGAGGAGCUUUUCAACAUGUUCUUCGGAAAUGCCUUUUCAAGCAAUGUCUAUGUAAGAAGAGGUCCACGAUUUCAGCAUCAGAGGCAGCAGCAUGGUCAUGCAUCAGCAGAGGCACAUGCAGAUAGCAGUUACAGUGUGCUACUGCAGAUGAUGCCCAUCAUAGUGUUGGUGGGAAUGUCUCUCAUGUCCAGCUUCCUUGUCCAGGACCCCCCUUACAGCCUCGUCAGAACAGCGAAACACCAGUACGAGCGAAAAACUAUGAAUUUGCAACUGUCUUACUACGUGAAAGAGAACUUCAUGGCAGAGCACAAGAGCAACAUCUACCGAAUAGAGAUGGACGUGGAAGCUGACCACAUAGCGAAUCUACGGAGCUCCUGUUUCCGGGAGAAGAACUACAAAGAGAGCCUGCUUUGGCGAGCCAAGAGCCUACGAGAUGCCAGCUUGGAGGAGCGGGCUCUGGACUACCAGAUGCCAUCAUGUGACCGGCUGGCCCAAUUGUCACGCAUGCGUGUCUGACCCUGCUGCAGUGGAUGCACUCCUAAGCCAGGUCCUCCCUGUGUUGGCCCCCGGGAAUACACAGAAGCAGUCGCCACGAUUCUGUUAUGUCACCUUACAUCUCCAGCUGUUCCUUUUCCUCCUACACGCUUGUUUGUGUACAUACAGAGAUUGUCUUGUCUUUUGUUUCUGUUUCAUUGCCUUUUUAUCCCUGCUGGAUGUGCGGCAAGGGUUCAUGGAGUUUGAGGGGACUGCUGGCUGUACAUUACUAUACAUAAAUAGUGAAAUUGAUUAUGGUGAAAGUAUUGCAAGAGAACUUUUGUGAAUAUGUUAAGUUUGGGAUUGCCUGCAUCUUUUCUGUGAUUCUCUUGCCGUCAGCUGGCACACAGUGCAAAGGGCAAUCUGUCUCUGUAGCUGGAGCCUUGUGUAAGUCUUCUGUCCAGGUGCAUACUUUGUUCGCUGCACCGAGAGCGCUGUGCAGGCUUGUGUACAUUGACAACUACGUCAAGGUUUUUAUCUUGUAACCUAUUUGGUGAUGGUUUUCAAAUGUAGCACAGUUGAUCAGGUCGAUUGUUGCUAAUUUUAUAUGGUGCACGAUCGGUGUGUGCAUUGAGUGAUCUGUGCUACCCUUGUCAAUAAGGCAUUUGACUUUGGUCUCAAGGGCACACUGUCAGUUAGUAUGAGGAGAACAUGAGAUUGCUUAGCAGGACAUUCAAUAGAUCUCGUGUUUCAUCAUUGACUGUGCAGCUGCCAUAGCUUACAGGCAUGAAAGUAGUGUGUUGCUGCAGCCUUGCAGUUCUUGAUGCCUAUCAUUUUGACCAUUUUUUUCUUCCUCCCUUCUUUUUCUAUGGAGAACUUUCUUGCCUAUUUGAGCAUUUAAGUAUACUUUUCUUCCUUUUUAAAAAAAAUUGAAGGGGAAAGCUGGUAAAGAGCAGUUGUUCUAGUGUUUUCAAUGUGUUGAUUUUAGAUGUGAUGUAGUAGCAGUUGCUCUCACCACACUUUCAGACAUGCUGGGUGCCACUGUAGAUCUGCACCACUUGCAGUGUAUUUUUAGUGUGUGCAACAUAGCCAAGUGCAGUGCUGGGGCGUCGCAUGGAAGGGCUCAACGACACAAGGCGUGACUGCUUCAACCACACCCUGUGCUGGCUUGACCGUGUGUGGAAAACAGUGGUGUGUGUGCAUGGUUGUGGGGAGGGCACCGGUGAGGAUCAGGAGGGUACAACUUUGCAUCUCAUGAUAAUGAAGAGCAGAUAUGGCAUUGUCAGUGAGCAGAAUUGCGUGCCUGCAAUGUCCCACAACAUUGACGUGGUAUUAUCUGGAGACUGCCGUCUCGUCCUUUUUAUGUGCAGUUGGAAUGUUCAAUCUGCUUGUGGAUGCAAUUGCAUGCAGCCUUUUGUACUGCAUUGUCGGAAGACAUAGCUUCUUAUCCUGCUAAGAAGGUGCACUGUUUAUAAAGUGUGCUGUUGUUGAGCUUGUGAAGAAUGCAUUGCGUGUAAAUAGAGGAAAUUUUGGAGUCAACUGCGAAAUAAGUUUAAGGCUGUAAAGACUGCAAAAGAGCCAUUUAUUUGCCUUUGGUUAGUUGCUCAUUGUCCUGACUUUUCUCUUUCCCAUUUUUGCUCCUUUUAUUGAUCAGGGAGUGGGGGCAAGUGGUCAGCACCGCACACUUUGCCAUGCGUUGAGUAGAUACUGACUCUAGUAUUUUUCUUUUUCGGCAGUUGAUGUGCAGCAUAAGCCCUGCUUUUUGUGGGAAAAAGAAGAUAGGUUGAGAGGAGUUAAGCAUGCGAGCACAUUUUUGAUCAAUAAACAUACGAAGAAGGUUUA
Messenger RNA from Dermacentor andersoni, 3027 nucleotides. Its product is annotated as dnaJ homolog subfamily B member 14. Gene Ontology annotation, biological process: cellular response to misfolded protein. Lineage: Eukaryota; Metazoa; Arthropoda; Arachnida; Ixodida; Ixodidae. Gene Ontology annotation, molecular function: Hsp70 protein binding. Gene Ontology annotation, cellular component: endoplasmic reticulum membrane. The record is from RefSeq and is a predicted model, not a curated record.